AAUUAAUGAUGGCGGCAGAAGGUGGAGAUAAGGAUUCCGACUGGAAUUUAACUGGAUUUCUCUUUGGUAAUAUUAAUGAAAAAGGUGAACUAGAAGAUGAAACCAUUUUAGAUGAGGAGUGUCGCAGACAUUUGUCACACCUUGAAAGUAUUGGUGGAUUUGGAAGUUUAAUAAAAGAUAUUUCAAAUCUUGAAGAAAAAUCUGAGAGAGAUGUUAUCAUUAAAAAAGUUGAAGGAGAUGACAAUGAUGUAUCAAAAACACACAAUUCUGCUGACUUUAGUGAAAUAACUGAAUUAGCUGAUGAUGAAGAAGAACUUGACAGAAAACAUUCAAAAGUAAUUGAAAAAAAGACCAAAGAUUUUGAUGAUGAUUAUGACGAUGAUGAAAAGAAGAAUCACUUAAAGAUCCUCUCAGUAAAGAUGAAAAAGAUAAAUUGGCUAUGCCACCACCACUCAUUACUGGUCAUUUUACUGGCAAUGGUACCAAGAAAGAUGAUGUUUCUUAUGUAUCAUAUCUCCCUCAAACAUCGGAUGGUAAAACAGUUCUUGAUUUAUUUCCCGAGUUCCGUCCAGGCAAAGUGUUACGUUUUUCUCGGUUAUUUUGGCCUGCCAAACCAUCAUCUUUACCACAGUUGUGGAGAAAUGCAAAGAAACGUAGAAAGAAAAAAAAGAAACUUGAAGAUCCUAUCACACCUGUGGCUACUUCAUUUAAGAUUCAUGAUGAGUAUGCAUCAGAUGAUGAGGAAUGGUUAAUGAAACCAAUGGAAAAACAGAAUAUAUCAGCUUUAUCAAUAAAUCAUUCUCGAACCAAAAUGAAUAAUGAAGAACAAAAAGUUUGUGCAUGGCGACAUGGUCCAGCAGCAUUUUGGUAUGAAAUGCUUGGUGUUGAUGAUGAUGGAUCCAACUUAGAUUAUGGCUUCAAACUCAAAGAUAAGGUGGAUACUGAAGAGAAACAACAAGAAACAUUUAUUGAAGAAAUACCAAAAUUUCCUUCUGAUGAUUGUUUCUAUUUGGUUGCAAUCAAAAGAUGGGAAGAUGACAUCAUUUGGUCAUAUGAAGAUGUUAAAUUGAAUCCACUGGCUGAAAGAAUAGCUGGAUGGAUACCGUCUGCCAAUGUUCGCACUACUUUGGCUUAUGCCAACCAAAAUACUCAAGGAACAAAACCAUCUGGUUUAGAAGAAAGUAUUAAGAAGACAAAAGCUGCCAUGAAAGCUAAUAAUUUAUUAUUAACUGAGAGUGGUAAAGAUAGUAAACCUUGGUAUUCAAUAUUUCCUGUUGAUAAUCAAGAAUUAAUAUAUGGAAAAUGGGAAAAUAAAAUCAUUUGGGAUUCUGAGGCGAUGGGAGUCAUACCUGAACCAGAGGUUAUGGCUCUUGAUCCUAAUGAUGAAAACCUAAUUCUUGGAAUUCCUGGAGAUUUUGCCAAAGGUAGUGAGAAAGAGCAAGAACCAAUUCGAAGACGAGAACCAAAGAACAAGUCGAAGUUAUUGCUUGGAAAAAAUAAAGCUGAGGACGAUGAUGAGGAGAGCGGGUUUUUAAAUCGACCAACCAAAGAUCCAUUCAACAUAUCCAAUGACGAACACUAUAAUCCCAAGCACACGUCCGCAGAGAGCAGUCUACAAGCAACAAUGGGAACCAAUCGAAUACAACAUUCAACACCAGCAAUGGAGUUACAACGUCCAUUUUUCCCAACGUUCAAUUCUAAAGAGAGCUUGCGACAUUUUCAUCGUCCUUUGCUGAAACGGGUCAGUCAUGGAAAAUUGUCUGCCCCUGGUCCUCAUUCUGUUUCUGGAUUGCUUAAACAUAUAAAGAAGAAAGCCAAGGAACGACAAAAAGAACGGUUAGCUUCUGGUGGAGGUGAAGUUUUUUUUAUGCGUGAUGCAACUGAUCUUUCAGGAAUGGAUGGAGAACUAAUACUAGCUGAGUAUUGUGAAGAAUAUCCCCCUCUCAUAAUGGCAGUUGGUAUGAACACCAGAAUUAUUAAUUAUUAUAAAAGGAAACACGGUAAGGAUGAAGGUGCUCCUAACUUUGAAUAUGGUGAAACACUCUACAUUCAUCAAACAUCACCGUUCUUGGGACAGCUAAAACCAAGCGAAUCCUUACAGGCUUUGGAGAAUAAUCUUUUUCGUGCGCCAAUCUAUGAACAUGCAUUGCCUUCAACGGAUUUUGUCAUAAUCAGAACAAACAACAGUUACUAUAUACGUGAGGUAAAAACUAUGUUUUGUGUUGGUCAAGAAUGUCCAAAGUUUGAAGUCCCAGGACCUAACUCAAAGAAAGCAAAUAAUCAUGCACGUGAUUUUCUCCAGGUUUUUAUAUUUCGACUAUUUUGGAAAAGUCCCGACAAUCCUCGGCGUAUAAAAAUGGACGACAUCAAAAGAGCGUUUCCUCAUCAUUCGGAGAGCAGCAUAAGAAAACGUCUGAAAUUAUGCGCUGACUUUAAAAGAACAGGUGUUGAUUGUAAUUGGUGGGUCCUCAAGAAUGAAUUUCGCCUCCCUUCGGAAGAUGAGAUGAGAGCGUUGGUGACUCCUGAACAAUGUUGUGCCUAUCUUAGUAUGCAAGCUGGAGAGCAAAGAUUAAAAGACGCAGGUUACGGCGAGAAAAACAUGUGUGCUAGUGAUGAUGAUAAUGAAGAAGAAACUCAAAAAAUUGACGAUGAGGUUCGAACUGCACCAUGGAACACGACCCGUGCGUUUAUAUCUGCGAUGCGAGGAAAAUGUCAACUUGCAGUCAAUGGUCCUGCUGAUCCAACCGGAUGUGGCGAAGGAUUUUCUUACGUCAGAGUCCCUAAUAAACCUGUCGCGUCUAAGGAUGAAAACAGUAGCCAGAAUGCUUCAGUAAGAAAACAAAAAACAGUCACUGGUACUGAUGCAGAUUUACGACGUUUAUCAUUGAAAGAUGCCAGAAAAGUUCUCCGUAACUUCGGUAUACCCGAAGAAGAAAUCAAGAAAUUAUCACGAUGGGAAGUUAUUGAUGUUGUUAGAACACGUUCAACUCAAGCUGCUAAAUCAGGAGAAGAAAGAAUGAGUAAGUUCGCUCGCGGAUCACGUUUUUCAAUUGCUGAACAUCAAGAGAGAUAUAAAGAAGAAUGUCAGCGAUUAUUUGAUUUGCAAAACAGAGUUUUAUCAUCGAAAGAGAUAUUAUCAACGGAUGAAGAAAGCAGCAGUGAUGAAGAUAGUGAUUAUGAUGAAUUAGGAAAGGAUCUUGAAAGAGAGUUAUCAAAUAAAAAAUCGUCUUCACAGUUGAGCCACGAACAAGAAGAAGCAGAAAGAUUAGAACUUCAACGUUUACUUAACGAAGAUCGUAAGGUGAAUAACGACAUGAAAGGAACUUCAGAUAAACCUGGAAAAGAUGGUAAAACAGGUUUUGAUGACGAUACAACAUCAGUAAUGAGUUUAGAAUCCUCUACCAUGACUGGUCGUCGUUUGUUGAUUCAAAGAACAUUUAAAGAUGAAGAAGGAAGACAAUAUACUCGUACUGAAGUUGUUAAAAAUCAGCCAGUUAUUGACGCAUAUCUUAAAUACAUUACUAAAGACAAAAACUACAGAGAGAACUUUGCGAGUCAGGACGAGGUUCAUAAAGAAGAAAUAAGACGGGAAAGACGAAGAAUUCAAGAACAGCUGCGAAGAAUCAAACGUAACCAGGAAAAAGAACGAGAAAAAGCAUUGCAACCAAAGAAGAAGAAAGAAAAAGCUCCAAAUAAUUUGAAAUGUGGAGCUUGUGGAGAGAUAGGUCACAUGAGAACAAAUAAAAAUUGUCCAAUGUACCAAGAAGCUCCGGGUGUAACGGGUCCUGUUCAGGUUGCAAUGACUGAUGAACAAGUGGCUGAACAUGAAAUGAAUAUGCCACAAGAUGAUUUAGUGAAAGUUGAAGGAACGAAAAUUACUUUAGGAAAGGCAUUUAUUGAUCAUGCCAACGACCUUAAACGGAAAGCUAUGGUUUUACGAUUUCCCAAAGAAUUAGUUAAGAAACGAAGAAGAUCUGGUGUCAUGCAUUGUGAUUAUUUAAUGAAGCGUCAUAAACAAACCAACAGAAGACGAACCAACCCUGUGGUUGUGCUGCAAGUGAUUUUGGAAAAUAUUUCAACAAAAUUGAAAGACAUCAAAGAAAGUCGACCCUUUCAUGCACCUGUAUCAGCUAGAACAGUUCCUGAUUAUUACAAAAUUGUGAAAACUCCAAUGGAUUUACAAACAAUGAAGGAAAGAAUACGAAAAGGUCUUUAUCGAUCUCGUGAAGAAUUUCUUCAAGAUACAAACUUACUUUACUCCAACUGUGUUCUUUAUAAUGGUGAAAACCAUCCAUUAACUGAAGUGGCAAAGAAAAUUACUGACAUGGCGAAGAAGAUGAUUGACGAAAAACAAGAGGAAAUCACUCAAAUUGAAAAAGAUAUCAAUCCUUUACUUAGUGAUGAUCCUCAGACUGGAUUUUCUUGGAUGCUUGAAAAUGUAAUCAUGCACAUUAAAGCUUCUGCCGAUACAUGGCCAUUUCAUAGAGCAGUUAAUGCGAAAAAUGUUCCUGAUUAUUAUGAGAUUGUCAAGCAACCAAUGGACUUAGAAAAAUUGCGAAGCAGAGUACUGGAUCAUUUUUACAGAAACAGAGAAGAAUUUAUGGCAGAUGUUAAUCUUAUUUUAAACAAUUGUGUUUUGUACAACGGUGAAGAACAUGCAUUUACUGUCACUUGUCGUGAAAUGGUGAAAAAAUGCGAAGAACUACUGAAGGAGAGUGGAGAUCAGUUUAGUAAACUAGAAGAGAAUAUUGAAAGAAAUCCGUUUUAUGAUGAAAUGGACAGUGAAAGUCGUUCAUCUUAUGUGGCAAGUCAACCUCCCUCAGAAAGUGGUGAAAUAUUUAAUGAGAACAGUUUAGAUGAAUUUCCAAGUAGUGUCCAUAACGUUGACGAAACAAUGGAAAACGUUUACUCAAAUGAAGAAAACAGUCGUCAAAGCUGUGAUCAAGUUUUUAGAGCUGAAAAAUCAGUUCAUCUUAAAUCAGUCGAUCACGAUAUGGAGAUUGAUAUUGAAGGGUCUGGGGAAGAAUCUUUAAGUCAAAGUUUUGUAAAAAAUGAAGAUAAUGUGGAAAAUAUGCCAAAAAUUACUUCCUCUGUGGGAGAGAAUAAUUUAACAUUAGAGAAAUUGCUUCAAGAUCUUGAAACAUCACCUCAACAUGAUGAAAGUGAAGAGAGUGGCGAAGAUGAUUUUCCUUUUGAUGAUGGUGUUGAUGACGACGACGAGGAGGAGCCUGGUGAUGAGCAGAGACAAGACGUUUUUGUUGAUGAAUAGAUUUAUAUAAUAAUACAGACUUGUUGCUUCGUAUUGUAAGUAUUUAGAAAAAUAAAUUGCAUCAUUGCUAA
Messenger RNA from Xenia sp. Carnegie-2017, 5340 nucleotides. Its product is annotated as transcription initiation factor TFIID subunit 1-like. The coding region runs from base 440 to 5269 and encodes 1609 amino acids. Lineage: Eukaryota; Metazoa; Cnidaria; Anthozoa; Malacalcyonacea; Xeniidae. Gene Ontology annotation, molecular function: RNA polymerase II general transcription initiation factor binding; TBP-class protein binding; histone acetyltransferase activity. Gene Ontology annotation, cellular component: transcription factor TFIID complex. Gene Ontology annotation, biological process: transcription by RNA polymerase II; RNA polymerase II preinitiation complex assembly. The transcript has 47 exons. The record is from RefSeq and is a predicted model, not a curated record.